Molecule: messenger RNA, 1359 nt
Organism: Rosa chinensis
Lineage: Eukaryota; Viridiplantae; Streptophyta; Magnoliopsida; Rosales; Rosaceae
Product: bidirectional sugar transporter SWEET2a
Exons: 6
Coding region: 258-965 (235 amino acids)
Biological process (GO): carbohydrate transport
Cellular component (GO): membrane
Molecular function (GO): sugar transmembrane transporter activity
Source: RefSeq, a predicted model, not a curated record
GACACAAAAAAAAAUCUGAUAGAUUCUGUAGAGGUAGAUAUAUAAUUAAGGGUGCCAGUUCUCUCUAUCUUACAAAGUGAAAAACACGUGUUUUUUUUUAGUUUAAAUUUCAUCCAAUCGCUUUUGCUAUAAACAGGCUUUGCUUGUGGUAGAGAGGGAAACAGAGAGGGAGAGAGCAAAGCUGCUGUUUGGUGUUGAGUAAUUGUGGAGUGAAAGUUGAAAACAAAAUUAUCAGUGGCUUUGAUAUUUUAGGAAUCAUGUUGACAAUGGAGUUGUCUUCUGUGUAUUUAGGUUUCAGUGUUGCAGCUGGAAUUGCUGGUAAUGUCUUUGCAUUUGUGUUGUUUGUCUCACCAAUACCAACAUUUAAGAGAAUCAUCCGAAACAAGUCAACGGAACAAUUCUCAGGAUUGCCUUACAUAUAUGCCUUUCUGAAUUGCUUGAUAUGCCUCUGGUAUGGCUCGCCUGCCGUGAAGACUGGGAUCAUAUGGGUGGCUACAGUCAAUUCAUUUGGGGCAGUUUUCCAGUUAAUCUACAUAAGCAUUUUCAUCGCUUAUGCUGAAAAAGAAAUUAAGGUGAGGAUGCUGGGAUUGCUACUGGUAGUUCUUGCUAUUUUUGGAUUGAUAGUCUAUGUGAGCUUAAAAGUUUUAGACUAUGAUGGAAGGCAGAUAUUUGUCGGAUAUUUGAGUGUUUUUUCACUUAUCUCAAUGUUUGCUUCACCGCUGUUUAUCAUAAAAUUGGUGAUAAAAACAAGGAGCGUCGAGUUCAUGCCAUUCUAUCUUUCUCUUGCAACCUUCUUGAUGAGUCUCUCUUUCUCUGCAUACGGAGUGUUCAAGGAAGAUCCAUUCCUAUAUGUUCCGAAUGGUAUUGGAACAAUUUUGGCUAUUGUCCAAUUGGCUUUGUACUUCUACUACAGCAAUCUAUCUAAGAAAGGCUUGAGAGAACCCUUGAUAGUUACAUAUGUGUGAACAAACUCGUAUAACUGAAGAUGUUCUCAUUUGCUGAAAACAACAUGUAUCUGUCUAGAGGAAGAGGUUUCAAUCGAGAUUCAAUAGCAGGAAAGAGCAUUAGCACUAAAUAAGAAGCUUGGCCUUAACAGUGAAAAAGUACAUCGGAAAAAAAAAUCAUUUACCACAGUCUGUUCUUGGCCAGUAAGGGUUAGGUGAUAAUGUAGUACCAGAUUUUGGAAAUGUUAUAUGUGUAAAAUGUAGAGUCUGAAAGUUCAAAAGUGGUUUGGGUUUGUUUGGUUGGUAUAUUUGUCUACAACACAAGCAACUCAGUGAACAGUUUUUAAAGCAUAGAUCUGUGAAUAUGCAGAAAUUCUACAUCGUUAUAUAAGUUGUGAUCCCUUUUUAACCCAGA